AUGGUUACUAUCACUAUUCCCGACAAUUACGGCGCCGUCAUUGGCGUCGCCCUCGGCGCCAUCCCUGUCCUGGGCUUCAUUCACGGUAACGUCACUGGCUCAUUCCGCAAACAGGCCAAGGUACCAUACCCACACUGCUACGCAUCCUUGGAGCAGUGCAAGGAAAAUGCCAAGGCCGAGCAGUUCAAUUGCGCCCAGCGCGCUCACGCCAACUUCUUGGAGAACUCGUCACAGACUAUGCUUUUCACCCUUGUUGCUGGACUGAAGUACCCUGAGCUCGCUGCCGGUAUUGGUUCUUUGUGGGUGUUCUUCCGUGUCCUUUUCCUUUACGGAUACGUGUACUCUGGCAAGCCUCAAGGCAAGGGUCGCAUGAUUGGCGCUUUCUUCUGGCUUGCACAGGGUGCUCUUUGGGGUUUGAGUGCGAUCGGUGUUGGCCGAGAUCUACUCUCAUUCUAA
Molecule: messenger RNA, 456 nt
Organism: Penicillium odoratum
Lineage: Eukaryota; Fungi; Ascomycota; Eurotiomycetes; Eurotiales; Aspergillaceae
Product: MAPEG family protein
Exons: 3
Coding region: 1-456 (151 amino acids)
Cellular component (GO): nuclear envelope; endoplasmic reticulum; membrane
Molecular function (GO): glutathione peroxidase activity; glutathione transferase activity
Source: RefSeq, a predicted model, not a curated record